Molecule: messenger RNA, 1065 nt
Organism: Cajanus cajan (pigeon pea)
Lineage: Eukaryota; Viridiplantae; Streptophyta; Magnoliopsida; Fabales; Fabaceae
Product: fasciclin-like arabinogalactan protein 11
Biological process (GO): plant-type secondary cell wall biogenesis
Cellular component (GO): plasma membrane
Source: RefSeq, a predicted model, not a curated record
CAAACACAAAUUCAUUCUUCCACAAUCAUCAAAGCCAUUUUGGCAACUGGAAGAUGAAACAAGCAACCCUUUUCUCCUUCUUCUCACUCUUGCUACUCCUUUCAUCCACCACCUUGGCAAUUUCACCAGCAGCAGCCCCUAAAGCCCCAGGAAAAACUCCCCCUACCCCAAAGGCUGCAGCACCAUCACCAAAACCAUUAGUCCCAACAUUACCUCAGUCUCCAGACUCUUCAGACUCGGUCCCAGAUGACAUCACCAGAAUCCUCAAAAAGGCCAAAACGUUCUCAGUCCUAAUCCGGCUCCUCAAAACCACCGAAAUCAUGAACAACAUAAACUCACAGCUCAUAACAGCCAAGAGUGGAGGUAUAACCAUCCUUGCACCAGAUGAUUCUGCCUUUUCCAACCUCAAAGCAGGCUUCCUCAACUCUUUAAACGAAGGCCAGAAAAUAGAACUUGUGCAGUUCCACAUAUUGCCAGAAUUUGUGUCCAGCUCUAACUUCGAUUCUCUAAGCAACCCUGUGCAGACAGUGGCUGGCAAAGACCCUGCAAGGCUUCCACUGAACGUGAAUGCAUUAGGUAACAGUGUCAACAUUUCAACUGGGGUUGUCAAUGCCACAGUUCUGGGGGUAGUCUACUCGGAUAAUAAACUUGGCAUAUAUCACGUGGACAAGGUCCUUCUUCCUCUAGAUUUCUUUCUAACCAAUAAGGCUCCAGCUUUGGCUCCUACAGCUCUUGCAAAGGCUCCCAAAGCUGCUAAGGAUAACUCUUCUGAAGAUGAUCAAGAAGAAGCAAAGCAGGACCAGAACAAAUCUGGGGCAGUGAGUUUGGUUAGCAUUCGUGGAACAAUGUUGAUGUCGCUUGGCAUGGCUUUGGUGGCAUUGGCAACCAUGUGGAGUUGAUCCAUUUGACCGAAGCACUUUCGGUUUAAUUUCUUUGUCAGACACUUGGAUGUUAAUUUUUCUUUCUUUUUGUUCAAGUUUUGCCAUCUGUUUCUGGUUUCUUGUGUGCCGGUGUUAUUAUGAAAAGGACGUGAAAACUUUCAAUGAUUAAGAAUAUCUUGCAAUC